This is a messenger RNA of Olea europaea var. sylvestris, 2083 nucleotides long. RefSeq names its product la-related protein 1B-like. Bases 98 to 1570 code for a protein of 490 amino acids. Gene Ontology annotation, molecular function: RNA binding. NCBI's taxonomy places the organism in Eukaryota, Viridiplantae, Streptophyta, Magnoliopsida, Lamiales, Oleaceae. The record is from RefSeq and is a predicted model, not a curated record. The transcript has 7 exons.
GAGAGAAGUUGAUCACACUCUCUACUGUCCAACGCAAACCCUAAAUCUAUAUUGAUUCUUUUUUAUCGUGUGUAAAUUUUUUUUCUGGAGCCCGGUCAUGACCGCCGAUUCACCAACCAGUGAUCACCUACCGCGUUCACCUGUAACCUGUACCUCCAUUGCCGCCGCGGUGGAUGGUGGCGUUACCAGUCCUAGGCGGCAUGGUGUCGCCACGCCGUGGACCUCUGUCUUUCGUGGAAAUCCAGCGUCUCCGCCGCCGAUUGUUUUGGCUGUGCCAGAGCAGUCUUUUGCUUUUGAAAAGGAUCCGAUGGAGAGUUCUAGCCCUGAGGCCCAGCCUGAGAGCUCGAAUGUUAACGGUGACGGCAAUGCAGGCCGUCCGAGGAGACAUGCUUGGAAUACAACUGUUAACGGCGUCGUUGAGCCUAAUUCUGUUAUGGUUGAUGCUGUUUCUUGGCCCGCUCUCUCUGAAUCAAUCCGGGCCGUCCCUAGAUCAUCAUCAGAACCAUUCAGACCUAUUCCCAAUGGAUCAGCCUCCUCUUCUCAGGGACCUAUAAUAUCUCAACCGCCUCAGAGACAAACUAAUACAAAUGCUCAUGUUAAUUCUACUGUGAACAAUAUGCCUACUAAACAAAGGUCUAGGCAUCGUGGCAGAGGUGCUGGUGGAGGCAGCUCCUCUGGAAAUGGGCCUUCUUCUAGUGUCUUUAUUCGGCCUUCUCCCCCUCAGCCACCUCCGUUUCCUGUGUUUAACAUGCCUUAUGCUAUGGUACCACAUAUGCUGGACACUCCCGUAAGAGGAACAAGACCAGGGGGAGGAGUUGGGGGUUCCCAGCCACACAACGGCAAUGAUUCUUCUCCUAGGAAUAAUUCAAGAAGGGGUAACUAUGGGCCCCGCCCUCGUGGAGAUGGACCAUAUCAUAGUAAUCACGGAGUCAGGCGGGAUCAAGAUCGCAGAGAUGUUCAUCUUUCCCAUCAAUACGUUCCUCCCGUGGGGUAUAUGCCUACUCCGUUUCCCCCUGGGGCUCCACCGUUCAUUUCUACUCCACCAGCCGGAAGGGUUUUUCCUGGCCAAAUGGGGUUUGAUAUGUCGUCUCCCUUCAUCUAUGUUCCAACACUGCUCCCAGAGUCUUUCAGGCCUAUGCCGAUAAUGCCUCCACCGCCACCUAUGCUUUUUGCCACUAGUGGUUCUUUGCCCAGUUUGAUUGUGAAACAAAUAGAUUAUUACUUCAGUGAUGAAAAUUUGGUGAAAGAUAAUUUUUUGAGGUCCAACAUGGAUGAUCAAGGAUGGGUGCCCAUAACUUUAAUUGCCAGCUUUCCACGAGUUCAGCAAUUGACAUUUGAUGUCCCAUUCAUUUUGGAUUCUUUGAGAAAUUCAAGCGUUGUGGAAGUACAGGGCGACAAGUUGAGGAAGCGUAAUGAGUGGAAGAAAUGGUUACACAAUGCUGGUUGGUCCAAUACUAAUUCUGGUUCACACCCUCUUGGUGCUUCACCAGAAAAUGUUCUUGCAACCUCCUUCCAGGAUGUCUCACUGGAAGAUACUACAAUUGAUGCAAAUGGCACUGUGGAUGGUUAGAUUGAGAUGUCUCCAUGUAAAUAUACAUCUGCUGAUACAACUACAAUGUCACAGUUGGCUAAUGGAUGAUACUGUAGAAGACGUUCGUUUAAUGAACAUAUAAAAAGUUACUCUGCCAAGAAAGUUUUGCACAUACUAUCAAGGACGCAUCUGGUGGGGAGAGAGAAAAUAAGCUUAUGUAACUCUUAGACUUAGAAAGACUGGAAAUGAAGUCAGAUGAAAACAGAGCUGACAUUAUAUUGGUACAGAAAUGGCUACCUGAAUUUUUUUUUUUUUUUUAAAUUACGAUGUGGAUGGACAGUUGUUUUCUGGAUUUGGUAUUUAAUUCUGGAUAAAUGUUUUGCGGUGAAUUCUAUUCGAUAUACUUGGCUUUAUGACAGAAAAACCAUGCUGAACCAUAGAGCAUAAGUGCUCUGCCAGCAUCAUUAGAGUGUGAUCUCUGCUUUAUUUUGUGUUUGAUACUUUCCAAGUCCUCUUGAUUAUCGCUAUAACAUACUCUCCCAUUUUUGAAUA